Messenger RNA from Salvia hispanica, 972 nucleotides. The record is from RefSeq and is a predicted model, not a curated record. NCBI's taxonomy places the organism in Eukaryota, Viridiplantae, Streptophyta, Magnoliopsida, Lamiales, Lamiaceae.
ACUUGGCUCCUUCAAAUUUGCCGAAUAAUCCCCAAAUUUUCCCCCAAAAUCACCAUGGCUGCAGGCGCGAAAUACUCCCCCGCCGUCCUCCCCAUCUCCACCGCCGCCGCGCAGCCGCACAACUCCGCCGGAAAUCAUCAAUUGUCCUCCGCCAAUUCCCCCGUCCGCGUCUUCCUCACCGCCCUCUCCGACAACAUCCGAUUCGGCCUCGCCAAUCGCCGCCCCUGGUCGGAGGUCGUCGAUCGCGCCGCCUUCUCCAAGCCGGAGUCGAUCUCUGAGGCCACGCUCCGAUUGAGGAAGAAUUACAACUAUUUCCGCACCAACUACCUCACCAUUGUCACCGCCGUCCUCGCGAUCUCGCUCCUCACCCAUCCCUUCUCGCUCUUCCUCCUCUCCGGCCUCCUCGCCGCCUGGCUCUUCCUCUACGUCUUCCGCCAGGCCUCCGAUCCGCCGAUCGUCUGCUUCGGCCGCCAGUACUCCGAUCGGGAGACGCUGCUCUUCCUCAUCGUCUCCACCGUCGGCGUCAUCUUCCUCACCAGCGUCGGAUCCGUGAUCAUCUCGUCUCUAAUGAUGGGCGUCGGCGUUGUUAGCCUGCACGGCGCCUUCAGAGCGCCGGAAGAUCUGUUUAUCGAUGAGCAGCAGCCGCAGGGAGGCGUUCCUGGAUUCCUCACAUUGUUGAACGGCGGUGCCGCGGCCGCUGCUUCUCAGCAACCACCCGCUAUGCCUGCUAGGGUUUGAGUCCGUCGACGGUAGGGGCGAAUAAACUAUACUCCAUUUUUUUUUUUUUGAUUUCUAGAUUUAUUGAAAUAAUCUGUGGUAUGACACAUGAUGAAUUAACACAGUAAUUUGGUAUACAGUUAGCUAGAUUUAUAUAUGCACACACGUGAAUUUUGUUCAGGAGAUGUGUCUUUGUUCUUGAUCUGUGAGAUCCGCUGUUUUCUUUGGAUGUGAAUAUCAGAAUAUUAUUGUGUU